Molecule: messenger RNA, 858 nt
Organism: Aspergillus mulundensis
Lineage: Eukaryota; Fungi; Ascomycota; Eurotiomycetes; Eurotiales; Aspergillaceae
Product: F-box protein
Exons: 1
Coding region: 1-858 (285 amino acids)
Molecular function (GO): protein binding
Source: RefSeq, a predicted model, not a curated record
AUGGAAACCAACGGAUUGUUUAUCCCCCCGGAGCUCAUGGUGCAGAUCCUGGGCGAACUGCCUCAGCGCGAUCUUUUGCUCGCGCAACGGGUCAAUCGAACAUGGAACGAAUUGAUUGCCAACGACAAACACCUUCAGGAAAAGCUGUUCUUUCGCCCAGCAACAACAUGUUUGCAACCAGAGUCGAAGCCCGAUAUCGAUAUAAAUCCUCUCUUGGAGGAAUUCUUCCCGCCAUUCUUCGAACACCUGCAGAGGACGUUGGCGUAUGGCAAUAUUAACGAUCGUAGGGUUUCUGUCGAGUUUGACGACUUGGGUCUUGAGUACAAUGGUAUUGAGUCUCUGAGGGAGCAAGAAUGGUACAAAUCUGAGACCAAGCGGCAGGCCGUCCUGCGCGUAGAUGCGUCGUGGCGACGAAUGUACCCCUGCAACCCACCAGGGCGACUCGGAGACCUCGGGAUGGAUCUGUCGCGCAUUGAUAUCUUCGACGGAAGGUACCUGAUCGACACAGCCUACCUGACAACCAAAUACGAGUUGGAGAACCACAAGGUCGGGGCGAAGAUGGGACUCAUCUGGUGCACAUCAAUGUUCAUCCUAGAUGAUAAUCCGACGGGUCAGUUCCGUCAGUUUCGGGUGGUAUGGUUUAGGGAAAGAGAAGGCUAUGAAGAUAAAAGCAAGAAGGACAGCUGGUAUUUGUAUCUGCACGUGGAUACGAGACACCGGUGGAACUACGACAACCCAAGUUGGGAGGCGUCCGGAUUCAAGAUUGUUGAUGGGGGAGGUCUGAUUCGGUAUCGUCAUGGGCUUCCCGACAAUCUACGGAGGCCUUCGGAGCCACGUCCGAGACGUAAUAGAUACUAG